This is a messenger RNA of Alternaria ethzedia, 4350 nucleotides long. RefSeq lists its product as uncharacterized. Lineage: Eukaryota; Fungi; Ascomycota; Dothideomycetes; Pleosporales; Pleosporaceae. Gene Ontology annotation, molecular function: polygalacturonase activity. The transcript has 3 exons. Bases 1 to 4350 code for a protein of 1449 amino acids. The record is from RefSeq and is a predicted model, not a curated record.
AUGAGUUGUGCACGAGGAUGUAAAGCCGAACAGAACUGGCAGGCCGAUGCGCAUGGUAAGCUACAGCGUCAGCUCAAAUCUAUCAUCGAAAAGCAGAGACGGGAUUCUGGUUUCCGUCUACAUCCCACAUAUCAGAGCAAGGAUAGCGUAGCAUUCUUCCACUUCAGAGCCAUCAAUUCGGCGGACGGCGUCGCAGCAAGGGUCUGGACGUUUGACGACCCAGCCGGUAAUGUGCGUUCUGACGAGAGGGUCGUCAACCAGCAAAGACGAGAUGCACCCGAGACACACUAUGCAAACAGUUCAAGCAAUUUUUUUGGCUCGAGACAGGUACUGGACAUGGAUCGUAUCCAAGAGCUGAUUGACGCCGGUCUUGGUAGCCAGUACAUUGUCCCAGCAAAUGACUCCGACGGUUACGACUCAUGGUCAGAUGCUGAUCUGACCGGCACGACGAUCCCAAUGUCUCACAUGAACCCCACUCGCUGGAUGGAUGAGGAGGACGAUAACGAUGACGACAUCUUCGACGAGCAUUACGAUAUCGAUGAAGAGAGUGCGAUGGAACGUCUUGAAUCUCGUGAAGAGUCUACAAAUGUUCAAACUGAGCCCCGCAACGAACAGGUGUCUCCAUCGUACCCCAUAAUCGCACGAGAAUCUGACACUAGAACCAUGUCCGGAUCUGAUGUCACUCCUCUCUUGACCAACGCCUCACUGUCCGACCUGGCAAAAGCGCGAAUCAUCGUUGAGAACGCUAUCGCGGAGUCUUCCAAGCUCAACCAAGCUCGGUUGUUGAGCCCUAUGCGAAACAACUAUGGGCUGAAGCCUGGCACUUUCAUCGGGCAAUCGAAGGUCAAGCGUCGUCUACGUGCAAGAGAAGACGGCACACCAGUGCCACCCCUCCUAAACAUUACCGACAGCAUCGCGGAUGCUGCAGCUCUAGUCGCUGAAGCUGAUGCAGCUGGCAUACCCGGAAAUUUAACGAAGCGCGCUGUGGCUGCCAAGGGCACCUACUGGAUGGGCAGUAUCGACAGGAAGGGUACGGUACCAUGGGGCGACAACGCGACAUACGCAGUUUUCCGGAAUGUGCUCGAUUAUGGUGCAGUUGGUAACGGUGUUACCGACGACACCAAAGCGUUCAAAGCCGCCAUGCUAGACGGCAAACGUUGCGGGAAGGACUGCAACGGCUCUACCCUCAAGAAUGUCAUUGUGUAUAUACCGCCAGGCACGUACCUGAUCUCGACCACCAUUCCCAUGCCAUUCGGGACGCAAGUCAUUGGAGAUGCAAAUGACAGGCCAACCAUUCUGGCAUCUAAAUCGUUUAUUGGUAUGGGGGUGUUGUCGACAGACGAGUACACUGGCGGAGGGACUGGCGCUGAUGGUCUAGAUGAGGAGUACUACAUCAACACGGCAAACUUCUACCGGCAAGUUCGCAAUGUGAUCAUCGACGUUAGACAGACCCGUGCUUCACAGAAGGCCUCAUGUUUGCAUUACCAGGUUGCUCAAGCUACGAGCACGCAGAAUGUACUCCUCAUCGCCGGUCCGACACAGAAUGGCAUGUAUGCUGAGAAUGGCAGCGGUGGGCAGAUAUCAGACAUAACAUUCCAAGGUGGAGCUAUCGGCCUCUAUGGCGGUAGUCAGCAAUUCACAGCCCAACGCUUGAAGUUCGAGGACUGCACGAUCGGCGUCCAUCUCAUUUGGGAUUGGGGUUGGGUCUGGAAGUCCAUUACCAUGAACAACGUCGGCACUGGAUUCAAGCUUGUACCCGACAGUACUUCCGGUGCAGCGGCGGGCAACAUAGGCUCAGCGUCCUUCCUCGACUCGUCUUUCAACAAUGUCAAGACAGUCGUUCAGAUCUCACCUUCCACUUCGACAGUUGGGUCAGGCAGUACUGGGCUCAUCCUCGAAAACAUCAGGCUUUCAGGCGUGGGUACCACCGUCGCUGAUACAGGAGGAAAGACGAUAUUGGCCGGCUCCUCAUCCAAGAUUGACGAAUGGGCGAUGGGCCCGGUUUACAAGGGCUCGGCUGAUAAGAAAGACCGCGAAUUCACGACAGGGGAAAAGGUCGGAAGUUUCCGCCGCCAUUCAACUCUUGUCGAUGGAAAUGGAGCAUACUUCGAGCGUGCCAAACCCCAGUACGAAGACCGUCCAGUUGGCGACUUCGUACACAUCAAGGACCUUGGAGCCAAGGGUGACGGAAUCACCGACGACACCGCAGCGUUCCAAGCUGCACUGCAUUCAAGGCUGGGUAAAAUACUCUUCGUUGACGCCGGCUCAUACAUACUCACAUCGACGGUGACGGUUCCUAGCGGCACCAAAAUGGUUGGCGAAACAUGGUCGCAGUUGGUUGCUUCCGGGUCUUACUUCGAAGAUGCGCUCCAUCCCAAGGUGAUGCUCAAGGUCGGUACCAAAGGCCAAACAGGAGAUGUCGAGAUGCAGGAUCUGUUCUUCACUACAGUUGGGGCGACGGCGGGAGCUAUCCUGGUUGAGUGGAAUCUUAAAGCGUCCAGCCCCGGAUCGGCUGCGUUGUGGGAUUGCCACGCCCGUGUUGGAGGCGCUACUGGGACCAAGUUGACGCCGAAGGAAUGCCCACCAGUCACCAGUGGUGUUGACCAAGGAUGCAGCGCCGCAAGCUUGAUGUUCCAUCUUACAUCGUCUGGCUCGGCAUAUCUCGAAAACGCUUGGUUCUGGGUUGCAGAUCACAUGAUUGACGACCCUGAUCUCGAAAGCGGUGCCAACAACAUGGAACAAAACUCGGUGUAUGUUGCGCGUGGCUUCUUGGCUGAAAGUACCGAGCCGACAUGGCUCUACGGUGUUGCAUCUGAGCAUGCAGUGUUUUAUCAGUUCAACUUCCACAGAGCCCAAAACAUUUUCGCGGGCUUGCUCCAGACAGAGUCACCAUACUACCAACCCACGCCACCUCCACCCGCUCCAUUUAAAUCCGCGCUUGGUGUUUUCCCGGGCGACCCUACAUACGAAUGUGCGGCCGGCGAUGAGUUCAGUGGGUGCGACGAGUCAUGGGCGAUCAUAAUGCGAGAGUCGCAGAAUGUGUUCAUUGCAAGCGCGGGCCUAUACUCUUGGUUCUCCACCUACGCGCAGACCUGCAUCGACCAGCAGCUGUGCCAGAAAGCUUUACUUUUGCUCGAGAAGAACUUCUCCAACGUUAGAAUUCAGCAUCUCGUUACCAUCGGCGCCAAAUAUAUGGCAAUCAUGGAUGGUAAGGGCAUACUUGCCAAGGACAACCUCAACGUCAACUCCCACCCUUUCUGGUCGCAGAUCUCUGUGUUGGACGUCAGCAGCAAUGGCUCCAUGUACGACGAGUAUACCUGGGUAGAUCCCAAAAUUUGGGACAUGGAUCAGCCAGCGUUCACCUGCUCGCCGCCUUGCAACGUCAAGAUUCCUCCAUGGACCCGUGCAACAAGCACACUGAACUACCCGUUGAUCACUGUUAGCGACGGCGAUUGGACAAGCACCAUCACGAAACCGCCCAUGACGAUAUCGGAGUGGAUAUUUGAACCCGUGACACUGACUGGACAAGCUGUCAACCAGAAGCGCCAGGGUUUUGAGGCCUUCUGGCCCAAACCCGCAACCACACCCCAUUGGCCUUCGGUGAUCUAUGCCGGCCCAGAUGGUGAGUCUACCACGGUAGGGCCUAAGAUAUCUUUUCCAACGCCACCACCAUCUGUCGGUCCCAAUGCGCAGCCACCACCGACAGGUAGCUGGCCCAAACGGCAAAUUCAGCCAAUCAUCGGGCAGCUGGAGGAACCCUUGGUCAAGGAAUGUAGCUUCAUUGACUUCAGUUGCCUGACCGAACCAUGGAUCUUUGGCCAAAACAACACCAUCUCAGAUGGGGACGACGACGAUUUUGAUGAGAAUUGGGAGGACAGCGACGUUGUAUGUCCAUUACCGAGCAGUUCCUCAUCUAGCUCAUCGUCUUCGACGAGGACGACGACUACCGAAGACCCACCAGAGCCCACAGCAUCUCCGCGCGAGGGCGAUCCAAUGCAGAACAAAGUCGAUUGUUACGGUGGUUUGGAUCAGAAAACAGAACAUGUGCGCAUGGACAGUGCCAUCAAUAGCUUCUGUGGUGGACUAGGGAGCCCCGGUGACGUCUUCAAGGAAGACUACUUCAAGUCAAUAACCUUCCCAUUUCCCCAGGGUUCAGGAACCGGUGUUCAGAUCCUCAUAUCGCUCAGCGUGGAGAAAGGCUGCCAGUUCAAGUAUAGCUAUGAUCUGUGCCACAGAUAUCUGGAGGUUCCCGUCAAUAGCUGUCAAUGUGGAGGCACAAACGGUAAGCAGGGUGGUUUCUUGAACAACGACUGCUAUGAGUGGAGGAUCGAUCCGCAGACUGUGUUUUAG